Messenger RNA from Tigriopus californicus, 4367 nucleotides. Its product is annotated as prominin-like protein. The transcript has 2 exons. The record is from RefSeq and is a predicted model, not a curated record. NCBI's taxonomy places the organism in Eukaryota, Metazoa, Arthropoda, Copepoda, Harpacticoida, Harpacticidae. The coding region runs from base 687 to 3665 and encodes 992 amino acids. Gene Ontology annotation, cellular component: membrane.
UCUAUCUAGUCUGUGUUGGCCUGGCUCACAUCCUCCGCCGUCCAGAAAGGCUAGCUGGGAACCUGGAUAGCCAGGGGGAACUCGGAGAAGGGGGUCACUCACGCUCUGAGCAGCCCCAUCCACGCACUCGACAAGGAGAAGGAAGGAGGAGGAGAAGAAAGAGGAGAAGGAGGAGGAGGAGGGGAAACAAAAGGUUCACCAAGGCCAGUGGUUUUUCACCCGAGGAGGCUGCAAAAAAUCCCUCCUUGGGGAGAGGAGACCCAGAUCUCUCGUCGGAUGACCCGUGGCAGGUAAUAUGAAUAUCAUGUAUUCACGCCCACCAAGGCAGGAGAUGGCCAGAGAACAAGGCCCCAUUGUGCAUCGGGGGAUUGGGAUACACGGUUGAACCGACCGAGGGAAGGGAAAUUAGGGCUCGCUAGCGUAAUGCAUGCACCUUCCAAGCCUUCGUUCCCUCGUUCUGACUUAUUCUCAUCAAUUGUCUCGAUCGUUCAAUUCGUUGAAAGAACUGUGAUUGUGGGGCUAGAGGAAAAGGAUUCACGAAAGAGUGUGUCUGAGUGAUAGAAUUAUUCAUAACGGGGAUGAAGGAGGAGGCUCAGUGAAGAAAGUGUCCAUUCCACAUCAAACUCUCGGAAGUGACAUAUAUAUUCUAGAGGCCCACCCAAUAUCAAAAAACAAAACAAAAAAACAUGGUCAGAACUGUACAGAGAAUCUCCGCCAGGGGCUUAUUAAGCCCUGGUGUUAUAGUGCUAGCCGCAGGCCUGCUGCUCGGCUGCGGGUCCGCUCAAGUGGUCGGGGAUGCGGGUCAAUUCUCACCGCUGACCGUCGAGAGCACGACGGUGGGUAUUCGGGUGUUGAGUCAGCACAAAGUGAUAUACAGUGACCCGCCUGUGAGUCGGAACUACGACUCCCAGUCCACGUUCAAUCCCCGGGGCAUGAAGCAAGUGUACGCUUUGACCCACAUUUUCCUUGAUCUCAUUCAGCGCCGAGAUGUCUUGCCUGACUCGCUCAACGCCUCCGUACUAAUGGACACGCCUGCUGAACAGGUGCCCGUGGUCUUAGAAGAACACUGGGAAGAGAUCUUGCUCCAGUAUAUUGGCGUGGUGACCACCGCCGUGUGCGGACUACUCUUGGCUUUGCUCAUCCCGUUGGCUUGUCUCUGCACGUGUUGUUGUCGAUGUGCGGGCAAAUGCGGCGCGGACAACGAGCAUUUCGACAAGAAGAGCGAUGCCUGCAAACGGUUUUCCUUAGGAGUGGUCGUGGCUCUCUUUGUGAUCACUGCCAUGUUUGGUGUGGUUUGCGCCUUUGUUACCAACUACUACAUGUAUGAUGGCACCCGACAGCUCCCUAAGCGGGUCCAAAUGGCCACCCAGGAUACCAGCCAGUACUUGGAUAACACUGGGCGUGAGAUCAAUACCCUACUGGUGUCCAACUUUGCCGAGCUCGAAGAGGUUUUGAACGAGAUCCUUGAUGAAAGCGGUCCCAUUCUCAAGCGCAGUCUGGCCGAGGUGACUGAGGCCGUGGCCAUUGAUGAUCUCACCGACAUUGUAUCGAACCUAGGCAAUGUCAAACGCUACCUCCGCGAUAUCCAAGAGAAAACCUUCAUCCUACAAGAUAAGGUGGGACAACUGAAGUUGGGCUUGGACGGGACUCGAACCCGCCUCAUGCGAGCCAUGGCACAAUGCAGCGCUAGUCGGGCUUGUGAAAAAUUCCUCUCUGAAUACAACAUCACGCGAGACCUGGCCGUUGCCACGGAUUUCAGCUCCCUGCCCACCAAUCUCCCGGAUCUGAGUUUGCUCAUGAAGGACAUCUCCGACCUCAUGAAUAACGACAUCGAACGGAAAGUUCGCGGUGGACAACAGCAACUGAAUAAGGUCAAGACUGAUAUUGAGCGCUCCAUCGGGGAUAUCCGUCCUCGGAUCAAGAGCGAAAUUCGCAACAUGGGCAAACAACUCGAAGAUCAGGCGGCAGAGAUUCAAAGAAUUUUGAACGAGUUCGACGCCAAUGUGGCUGCUGUCACCACUGACGUGCCCAAGAUUCAACCGACUGUCAGCGAAAUCGGAAGCUACAUGUUCUACAUUGGCUUGGGCAUGAGCCUCAUGGUGCUGCUCAUCUUGGUGUGCUACAUCUUCGGGCUCUUCUAUGGCUUCUGCGGCCAACGUCCGGGUAACGUCUACGGUGACGAGUGCUGCAAUACCGGUACGGGGGCCAAUUGGCUCGUGGCUGCGGUGUACCUCACAUUUUUGUUCUCGUUUGUGUUGCUUCUGGUGGCCACGGCCCAAUUCGUUUUGGGCUCGUCCGUGGAAAAGGUGGUGUGUCAGGCCCUACACAAACCCAACGAGUCCGACAUGUUCGACCUUGUGGACCAAAAAUUUAUCCAACCCAUGAUCAAACAACAUCGACCAAAGUCAGGGGACCAUGACUGGAACAUGACCGUUCAUGAGCUCAUCACGAACUGCCAUAAGAACAAGACCAUUUAUGAGCUCCUACAAGUUCAGAAUGUGUACAACGUGGAGGAGCUCCGCACUUGGAGGGACGACUACGAUAUUGGGAGUUCCGUGGAAAACCUCAAGGCCAAGAUUCGAUUGGAUGACCUGAAGGGCAUCCAGAUCCUCUCACCCGAGGCCGAGAAAGAAUUACAGGAUUUGGCCGAGUCGGAUAUCUCGGAUUUGAACUUUGCGCAGUACACCAAUCUUUUGCGGGAGAAGAUCACCUCCAUCGAUCUCGCCACGUUCACUGCCAGACUUCGUCAGAUGCGAGAAGGCCUGAGUCCCAACCAAGGCCGACUAGUUGGCCCAGCCAUUGAGAACGAGGCCUUGUUCCUCGAUCAGAUGCAAAGGGUGGUCAUGGAAAUGAAGCUGGCUAUGAAAGAUCUGGUCAAUUCCGUUGAGGCCCUCGAACAUGAGGCCCAACAUGCCAAGCCAAAUCUCAGAGAGGCCCUUCGAGGUCUUAUCAAGCAGGCCACACAAGCCACUCAAUUCUUGCGCACAGAAGGCCCUGAGUUGGUGAUCAAACUCACGGAUCAGUACGUCAACGAGACCAUUGGCCUCAUUGACGACUACGUGGAACGGGUUGUCACUCGCACUCAACAGGAUGUCGGCCGAUGUGAGCCCCUCUCCAACAGCUACAAUGCCACCGUGAUCGCCGUCUGCAACGAGAUCGUGGACCCAUUCAACGGCCUUUGGGCCAGCAUCGGGUGGUGCGUCAUGAUUUUCUUGCCUUGCAUUGUGCUAGCUCUGAAUUUAGUCUCGCUCUACCGCAAAUCCGAGCCCUACCCAGGACCAUUGGUGGAGGUGAUUCCGGUGGAGGAGUCGUCCCACGUGAAGAAAAAGAAGCGGGGCCAUCGCCGCAACGCGAGUGAAUACCUACCAGAUUCUGCUCACUAUCGGGCUGGCUACUCCUAUCAAAAUACCAGCGGCUCCAGUGAGAAUCGCUUCCAAGACAUGGCCCCGAGGAAUAGUUACGAUAAUCCACAACCUUCGACAUCCGGGGUAAAUCCCGGAACAUCCUCCUCCUCCUCGGGACCACCUCGAUACUCGAGCAAUCCGAGCUUGAUUGGAAAUCCUCCGAGUGAAUACGAACGCCCACCGCCAUACUACUUCCCGGGUUCGGCUCCGAUUGCUGACGCACCUCCCCCACUUCCUGCUCCCAAUCAAUCUAGAAACUGAGAUCUUUCACCAACACCCAAUUUCUCCACCUUUUUUUCUUUCCCUCUGACAAUGGUGCUGAUAUACGAGUGUACAUGACUGUAAAACUUUGCCACGGUUCAACCCACAACAACUUUAUCAAAAGAAACCAGGAGGGACCCGACCCUCUUGUGUCUCCUCUACCAGAAGAACUACAACGUCUAUUUGCUCAUCAUGACGCCAUAUUUUCCUGGAUUGCAUUUCGCUCUCUCGUUCUCUCUCUCUUUCAGAUACAUUCUGUUUUCUCUCUCUCUCUAUCCGUGCAAGAAUAAUUCCGUAUCGAAACUGCCCACAAGACACUGGAAAUAAUUCUAUCACCUUCUCAGGUUCAGUAUCCCCUUCUUAGUACCAACUGCAAGAUAUUCGUGAACUAACGAGCAACCGAUUUGGUUCAAUACUUAACCAGCAACAAGAAAGGUACCUCGAGAGGUACAACAAAAAUAACUACCAUCCUUUUUGUGCUGAUCCUCCGUUAAUUUGUUCUUCUUUGGUUUGUUGUAAAUAUUCCAGACGUACAUUUUAGGUACAUCCUUUUCCAUAUAAGCUAGCCCAUAAGACCAUAAACUUGUUGUGUUCUCUCAAAUAUAGUCUACAAUUUGACUUUGAAUGUGAGUAGUCUUUAGCUAAGCGAAGUAAAAUUCAAUCCAACUGAAUGAUCGAUAAAUAAAUCACUUUAGAGUAUCA